AUGGAGGUUCGAAGAGCAGCAGAUAUCCUGCUACGCUCCAAUUCCUCGCCGCUGACGACCUUCCUCAUCCCGGCCAGCACUGCACGAUGGGCAGCACAACGCCAAUUGCGUUGUAAACACGCAACUUCACGUCCAUCUAAAUUCCGCCGGACCUUCAUGACAGGAUCCCGAAACCUUGCUCUCGGGCCCCAAUCCACAGCCUUUCCACCUCCGCCGCCCCAAUCCGAAAGCGCAAAAAGCUCCUCAAACGAGGAUGGCUCUUCAUCAUCCACCGACACUGAACGAGAUCAAACCCAAGCAAAGGAAGAUAGCAGAUCUGAUCUAAGCUCUCUCUCAAGCUCUCUCUGGUCCAGUACGAAGAAUUCAGCCGUGCACAGGACGAACCCAUUCUCCAAUAGCUCCGCUUCAGACAUGCUAAAAAGUUUCAAUCGAGCAGCUCCUCAGGCAUACCGCAGCGAGAUUGAUAUAAGCCGAAUGCUGGAUCCUCUAAACUCAACCCCCCCCCCUUCUAGGGGUCUCGCAACGACAGAAGAGCGCGAACUCUACUCAACCAUCGAUUUGGAAGAGAUGAAUUCCUUCAUACCUGGCCCCAUUCCCAGGCAACCUAUGAGGCUGAAUCCCAGCACAGGGCGGUCAGUAUCUGUCGGUGCAGAUGUUGAUGUGGGCAGAGCGUUUCGGAUGGUAGAUAUUAGUUGCGCACAGAAUAGAGUCAGACACGAAUCGCUUAAGCAGCGGUUCCAUGAGAGAGGGGGGCUGAAGCGAAAGAGAUUGAGAAGGGAUAGGUGGAGGAAGAGGUUCAAGGAGGGAUUCACGGCGACUGUUGCGCGGGUUAAUCAGCUAAAAAGGCAGGGGUGGUAG
Venustampulla echinocandica is the source of this 858-nucleotide messenger RNA. RefSeq lists its product as uncharacterized. Gene Ontology annotation, biological process: translation; mitochondrial translational initiation. Gene Ontology annotation, cellular component: mitochondrial small ribosomal subunit; ribosome. Gene Ontology annotation, molecular function: structural constituent of ribosome. The record is from RefSeq and is a predicted model, not a curated record. The transcript has a single exon. Lineage: Eukaryota; Fungi; Ascomycota; Leotiomycetes; Helotiales; Pleuroascaceae. Bases 1 to 858 code for a protein of 285 amino acids.